This is a messenger RNA of Verticillium dahliae VdLs.17, 816 nucleotides long. Its product is annotated as 50S ribosomal protein L4. Gene Ontology annotation, molecular function: structural constituent of ribosome. Bases 1 to 816 code for a protein of 271 amino acids. Gene Ontology annotation, cellular component: mitochondrial large ribosomal subunit; mitochondrial ribosome. The transcript is spliced from 2 exons. Gene Ontology annotation, biological process: mitochondrial translation. The record is from RefSeq and is a predicted model, not a curated record. Lineage: Eukaryota; Fungi; Ascomycota; Sordariomycetes; Glomerellales; Plectosphaerellaceae.
AUGGCAAAUGUCAACACACUGCGGCCUUCCAUAGGCCGUCUCGCCACACGCGUAGCCAUCACGCCCACACGAGCCGUCACGGCGCAGUUCCUCUCCUCCACCGCCGCCCCCUUCUCGACUUCAACGGCACAAUGCAAACGCAAGACUCGCGAUAACAACCGCCUUCGUGGCGUCAGCGCCCUUCGGCGUACAGGGCCCCGCGAGCCCCUCUCUGUGUCGUGGGACGAGCUCCCCAAGCCGGUGGACUUCAAACCCAGGAUCGAGACGGACGCGGACCAUGGGCUUUGGGGUUUCUUCCCGGCCGAGGGCAAGCUCAUGAACCAGCCCAAGGAGGACGAGGCGCACGGGCGCGCGUGGACAGCGAAGGAACUGCGUGAAAAGGGCUGGGAGGAUCUGCACGCCCUGUGGUGGUCCUGUUGCCGUGAGCGGAACAGGAUCGCGACGGCCAACGCGGAGCGCAUCCGCGCCCGUAUGGGCUUUGGAGAGCACGAGGCGAACGAGAGGGACCAGGUGGUCCAGCAGACUAUGCAGGGCAUCAAGCACGUCCUGACCGAACGGUACUACCUGUGGGAGGACGCCCGCGAGCUGGCGAAGAACGACCCCGAGGUCGACCUGUCAGGGAACGGUGAGGCGUACCAGCCUUCGUACGAGCGUGGCGAGGACCACCUCGUUGCUGAGCCGAGCGAGGCCACACUCGAGGAGGCCACACGGAAGACCGAUGCAGCUGCCUCCACCGCCAACGUCGAGGGCGUCCAGAUCGACCCUUCAACAUUGCCAGCCGGCGACAAGGCGCCGGUGCAGUCGCAGAAACUAUAA